Messenger RNA from Pararge aegeria (speckled wood butterfly), 2025 nucleotides. Its product is annotated as tripartite motif-containing protein 45. The record is from RefSeq and is a predicted model, not a curated record. The transcript has 12 exons. The coding region runs from base 139 to 2025 and encodes 628 amino acids. Lineage: Eukaryota; Metazoa; Arthropoda; Insecta; Lepidoptera; Nymphalidae. Gene Ontology annotation, biological process: positive regulation of DNA-templated transcription. Gene Ontology annotation, cellular component: chromatin; nucleoplasm. Gene Ontology annotation, molecular function: protein binding; ubiquitin-protein transferase activity; zinc ion binding.
AAAAAAUAGCCUGACAUUAGAGUUCGCGCAUAAUGUAGGUCAAACGACCAUCGCGGCCUAUAUAAUAUCGCUCGGAAAUCGGUUCGGAAACAGACGUUUUGACGUUUAUCGGUUUUAAAACGACGUAAUGUUUACGCGAUGUCGCUGAUUUGCUUCUCCCGCAAAAAGCAAGACCGCAGGAAGUCACUGGAACCUUCGUCCAUAAGCGCUGGAAAUAGUCCUUUGAAAACCUCGAAAAACUCACGACCGAUAAGUCAAAAUAUAUCGAUAGCCCCUAGGACUUCGGCGUAUUGUGAGAGGAAAAGGGCCAGGGUUAAGGAUUGGGAGUGUGGGAUUUGUAGGAGAGAGUUGGUUGAGCCCAGGCUUUUGGCCUGCCUUCAUAGCUUCUGCACGAGGUGUCUACAGGGCCUGCAUCAGGAAGGCGAGGCUGCUGUUUGGGAGGAUAUCGAUGGAGGAUCUCUGCAGCACGAUCCCGGCGGAUUGGCUUCCGGUGGAGGCUCUGCUGGUUCCGGGUACGAGAGUGACAUCCGCAAGUCAGGAUCUGACACCAGCUUGGACAAAAUCAACGUGUAUGGGAUCGUUACUCGAAAGAUUUCAGGGAAGAAUUACCACUUUAUCCUAUGUCCGGUAUGCGGAUUCGAGACGCAGCUGCCGCUUGGCGGCAUAGCGGCACUGCCGCUCAACUAUGUGCUGUUGAGGCGGAUGGCCAAUCGUGAUGGCGGGAACGCUAUACUAUGCGAUCUGUGCUGCAUUGACAAUAAGGCAGACAGUCGUUGCGGCCAGUGUCUGGUGAGCGUGUGCACACCGUGCGGCGACGCGCACACCAAGCAAAAAGGGCAUGCGACGCAUCUACUGCAGCCGCUGGAGCCCGUGCUAAGAUUCUGUGCGCAGCAUCCCAAACUGGAGCUAACUGUGUACUGCGCUACUUGCCAACAAGUGAUAUGCAGAGACUGUUGCUUGAUCUCACACACUGGACACGCCGUGGCCAACGCAUCCCGCGCGGCCAACGAACGCGCCAACGCCUUGAGAGAUGCCUGCGAGCGGACCAAGCAUGUACCCGGCAAUGUGGAGCGAGCGAACAGAAUCCUUGAAGUGCAUACUUCAGAAGUCGAGGCCCAAGCAUCACGCGUGGAGAGCGAGAUUCGAGUGUGGUCGGAGGAGUACCGCCUUGCCGUGGAGGCUCAUGGUCGAGCACUGUGCAGUGCGGCGGUGCGAGCUAGGGCGGCGUACCGGCAACGCAUACAGGAUAAAACCAGGCAGUUGGAGGAGAUGUCUGCCCAUGCAAUGGAAGCUGUUAAGUUUGCGGAGGAGCUCAUAUCAGAAGGCAAAGAAGACGAGGUCCUCUCUCUCAGCGGGCCAGUACUCCGUCGUUUGGAGCGCCUCACAGAACUUCAGCCAUUGUCAGAGCCCCCACGAUGCGAACUUCGCUUCGCACCUGCAGCACCUGCUACCCAUCAUCCAACACUAGUAGGGCGAUUGUUCACACUGGCGCCCGAUCCAGAUCACUGCGUUCUUGAUACUGAUGGUCUCCAAGAUCUCCAAGUAGAGGUCCAGCACACAGCAAUUCUGGAACUACGGGAUAGCAGUGGAGAACGCAUUUGGUGUGGUGAAGAAAAUGUGGCAGGUUACUUCAGACGGCAGGACUCCAGCGCUCGUCCGGCCGCUGCUAAAGUCCGUGAGAGAGGGGACGGGACAUACGCGCUACACUUCGCCCCCAAUAGCCCCGGACACUAUCUACUCGCUGUUACUGUUAAUAAUACACCUAUUAAGGGCAGUCCAUUUUCGUGUGCGGCGCGGAUGUCGAAAGCACACACAGGGCAGUUCCACUGUUGCGCAUUUUGCUCAUCGGGUGGGAAGAAAAGCGCAACUUGCGGCUGCGGCUCCUCUAUGGGAGGGGGGUACAAAGGCUGCGGCCACGGACACUCGGGCUGGCCGGGCGCGCGUCAUUGGUCUUGCUGCGGAAGCACGCGGCGGCACUCCACCUGUACUAGGCCUAACCACCAGUUGUACCAAUUCUCACUAUAG